Messenger RNA from Geosmithia morbida, 1605 nucleotides. RefSeq names its product transporter. Gene Ontology annotation, cellular component: membrane. Gene Ontology annotation, molecular function: transmembrane transporter activity. Lineage: Eukaryota; Fungi; Ascomycota; Sordariomycetes; Hypocreales; Bionectriaceae. The transcript is spliced from 5 exons. The record is from RefSeq and is a predicted model, not a curated record. Gene Ontology annotation, biological process: transmembrane transport. The coding region runs from base 1 to 1605 and encodes 534 amino acids.
AUGGCCGAUGUGCAAAAGACAGCUGAAGGGAUAGUUGUGCCAGUCCACGACCAGGCGACUGAUAACUCGUCCGAUAGCGCUGAAAACGGCCAAAGUUCUCGUACCAGAUUUGUCAAGCGUGGCGAAGUGGUGAAUGAUUUUACAUCUGGGCAGGGAGCUGCUGGAUUCGAUGCGGAACGCAUGCGCGACCGAGCCCUCCUUACGGAGGCCGAGGAAAAAGCCUUGCUGAGACGGAUUGACUGGAGGAUCAUGACCAUAUGCUCCUUUCUAUUUCUGAUGAAGAAUCUCGAUUCCGAUAAUAUCAGCAACGCCAGAAUUAUGAAUCGCGAAACCGAUAGAAACAUUUUGACAGAACUCAACAUGACAUCCGACCAGUACAACCUUCUUACGGUCGUAUACUAUGUACCUUACAUUGUUCUGGAAGCUCCGUCUAACCUCCUUCUUAAGAAGAUGAAGCCUAGCAACUGGCAAUCGCGCAUCAUGAUAUCAUGGGGGAUUUGCCUGUUGGGACACGUCCCUGUCAGCAACAAAGGAGGAUUAUAUGCAGCAAGAUUCUUGUUGGGAGUGUUCGAAGCAGGCAUGUUUCCUGGCGUCAUCUUGCAGAUGACCUACUGGUACCGACCAGAUGAGAUGUCUAUACGUUUGUUAUACUUUUAUAUGCUUGGCAACUUCUCUAAUGUUAUUGGCGGAUUACUUGCCUUUGCCUUCGACACGGCGUCUGGCUCUCGUGGCCUUUCGGGGUGGCAGUGGCUGUUUCUCUCCGAAGGAUUGUUGACAAUCGUUCUUGGGGUCAUUGUCAAAUUUCUUUUGCCGGACUUCCCACCCACAGCUAAGUGGCUAAGCGACAAAGAGAAGGCCUUCAUCCAGGCUAGACUGCCGGCCAACGCACCCCGAGCAGCGGAGCAAAAUUUCAACUUCCGGGAAAUCAUAGACACGCUCAAGGAUCGCCGCCUAUGGCUCUUUACUCUCAUCUGGGCAACCUUCACAGUGGGAACAUCCGGUGUCAGGUUUUACCAGCCGACUGUCAUCGCGAACCUGGGCUUCACAACCAUCGCACAAGCACAGCUGCUCAACCUGCCCAUCAGCUUUCUUGCGAUCACGGUCAUUGGCGUAACGGGAUUCUUUGCCGACAACGGAAAACUUCCGCGGCCGGUAUAUCCUCUUGGGGUAUUUGCGGUCGUCUUGGCAUGCUAUGGCAUCCUGGUCGCCUAUCCUUCCAACGGCGCAGUCUACGCUGCAACCCUCGUCGGCAACGCGUUUACAGCCGCGUUUUACCCACUGAUGUGGCCUUGGCGCGUCCAAACAACAUCCCGCGCCACCGGGUCGGCUUUCAGCAUCGGUUUCGUCAACAGCUACGGUCAGAUCGGUGGUGCCAUCGGACCUCAAAUAUUCAAGGAGAAAUACGCGCCGCGGUACCGGGAGAGCUUUGCUACUGCAAUAGCCCUCGUUUUCGUUUGCACAAUUGUUACCCUAGUCACAUGGUGGGUCACCCGUCGCUCAGAGGCGGACACUCGCAGGUUGAAGCGUGAGAGAGUGGAAGCGAAUAAGAAGGGCUUGGCGGUGUUGGACGACGUCGUAGAUCAGGAUUUGCAGGCAAAAAGAUAG